CACACACGCACGAUCGCACACACACACACACUCACUCUGUAGCCAACGGAGCGGUAACGCAGUCGCUCCUUCAAGACUCGCAGAGAAUCUUAAUGUCCAGCGAGUCGCGUAAAUAACGCCGAAGACCAGCGCGAGCCCGAAAACAAUCCGUCUUCGUCUACAGUAUCAUCACCACUGCGGGGAAAAGAAGAAGAAAACUCAUCACGGAGUCGCUGUGAUGUGGAUGUGACAUGCUGGGUGUGUCGUAUGAACAUCAUAAUAAGAAUAACCGGGGAAAAAACACAAAAAAACUUUGCGGAAAGAAAUGUCUCGGAAUCCGGUGUUGCUUUGUUUUUGUGCGCACGAGCGCGUGCCAAGGAGCGUGUUGACAUCAGCGCGCGCUGGACUGCGCACCGACCCGGAGAUCUGAGUUCCUCUUCACUGCUUGCUUUUGCUGUUGAAAGUGGAUUUAUUUAUCUAUUUAUUUAUAUCUAUUUUUUAUUUUCUUCGCGUCGCUUUAUUUAAAUCGACUUUUGUACGUUGACUAAACUGGAAGCGUCGCUCGGAGCUCCCACACCGGAAAAAGGUAAUGAAGCAUCGCAGCUGAACAUGGAGCUUUUCUGGAUUUUAUUAUUCGCCGUCCUGCAGCGCUACGCACGAGCACAAGGGGUUUACGCUCCUGCCAAUGCCCAGAUUGUUCACUCUGGCCAGGCGUGUGUGGUGAAGGAGGAUAACAUCAGCGAGAGGAUCUACACCAUCCGCGAGGGCGACACACUUGUGCUACAGUGCUUGGUUAAAGGGCAUCCACGGCCACAGGUGCGGUGGACCAAGACGGCGGGCAGCGCUUCAGACAAAUUUCAAGACACGCCGAUCUUCAACGAAACCCUACGCAUCGACAACAUCCAGAGGGUGCAGGGAGGCCGUUACUACUGCAAGGCCGAGAACGGGGUUGGGGUGGCUGCCAUCAAGUCCAUCCGGGUAGAUGUGCAAUACUUGGAUAAGCCCAUGCUCACCGUACACCAGACUAUUAGUGAUGUAAGAGGGAACUACUACCAGGAGAAGACGGUGUUCCUGCGCUGCACCGUCAACUCCAACCCUCCGGCUCGCUUCAUCUGGAAACGAGCCAACGUUCCCAUCGAGCAAAGCAAAGACAACGGCGUGGACAUCUACGAACCUUUAUACACGCAGGGCGAGACUAAGGUGCUAAAGCUGAAGAACCUUCGGCCUCAGGACUUUGCGAACUACACGUGUCAGGUGUCCGUGCGCAACGUCUGUGACAUCCCGGAUACAUCAGUCACCUUCCGAUUAACCAACGCCACCUCUCCUCCAGCUUUGAAACUCUCAGUUAACGAGACCUAUGUGGUGGACCCAGGCCAGGAUGUCACCAUGUCGUGUGAGGUCACAGCAGGUUUCCCGACGCCUACCGUGACCUGGGCGCGAUACCCCUCCCCCUUGCCGCGUCGAGCCAUCAUCCGUGGUGGUUCUCUAACUCUGCGCUCCGUCACUCCAGCUGACUCGGGGCUCUACAACUGCACCGCUGUCAACAAUGUGGGCAACCCAGCCAGGAGAAACGUCAACCUCGUUGUUAGAACAAUGAAGAACCUGACGUUCCAGAUCACGCCUGAUUCGAACAAGGACAGCGAGAGCAUCCAGAUGGGUCGUGACCUCAAGCUGUCGUGCCACGUGGACGCUCAGCCCCAGGAUAAGGUCAACUACACCUGGUACAAGAACAAUGCCCCUGUGAACCCGUCAGACAGUCUCAUUGUGCUGCGCAGUGACCCGGAUAUGCCCCCUGGCACCAGCAGCCUGGAGAUUGUGGACAUGAAGUUCCGGGAUCAAGCCACCUACAGCUGCCUAGCCAACUUUCCUGGCAGUAAUGUUCUCGAACUCAGAGUGGACAUCAACAUCACACAAAGCAGCGUAAUUCCUCCAGUUCUGACCGUACCUGUUGGAGGGAGUGUGGUCAAUGCGAGUGAAGGUGGGAAUGCAGAGCUGGUCUGCCUGGUUGAAGGGAAGCCUCGACCCCCAGUGCUCUGGUCCCGGGCUAAUAAAGACUUGCCCAUGCCGUCUGGCGAGUGGGUGACGGAAACUCGCGAUGGACGCCUCCGCAUCACCAACGUCACACGAGAUAUGGCAGGGGUAUAUCGAUGCCAAACGGCACCGUACAAUGGCCUCAACAUCAAGCGCAGGCUGUCGCAGGUGCAGCUCAAUGUGGAGUACCCUCCUGUGGUGGACCCGGUCUACCAGGAUGUCCGCUCUCCGAACUACAAGCCUGUCAUUUUGCGCUGCAUAGUUCUCAAGUCUAAUCCGAACCGCGUAGCUAACGCGCGCUGGUAUCGGAACACGAUUCCGAUCCGCACUCCACCCGUGGACCCUCAAGACGUCCCUCAGCUCCGCUUUACACUCGAUCCCACCAACAACGGCACGUACGAGUGUAAAGUCAGCAACGGGGUCGGCACCUCUUCUUGCACCUUCCUCGUCUCAGCUCGACCGUACAUCGCCGAAUUUUACUUUGACACGCCGAACCCCAUCCGCAUCCUAAAGGGCAGCAACUACUCUUAUAACCUGCAGUGGACGCAGAGAGAACCGAACACUACGGACAAAGUCAUCGGCUAUUGGAUCAGCGUCCAGCAGAUGGGUCAAAAAGUAAUGUCCAAACAGAUCAACACCAGAGAGCCGGUGAAAGGUGUGUUGAUGUCAUACACCAUAACAGACUUGCGCAUCCCUCUGUCCUAUGAGGUUGGUCUCACUCCCAUCACCGCCUUCGGUACUGGGGAUACCGUCACCCGGACCAUCCAGUACUCCGAGCCCUACACAUACCCAAGGCCUUCAGACCACGUGUGCGGGUUCGAGGACUCCAGGAUCUGUGGCUUCUCCCAGGAUCGCAGUGACGUGUUUGACUGGACCAGACAAAAUCAUUUGAGUCAAAACCCCAAGCGCUCGGUCAACACAGGGCCAGAUACAGACCGCAGUGGGACCAAAGAAGGUUAUUAUAUGUACAUCGAGACAUCGCGGCCACGUCAGAAAGGAGAUAAAGCUCGUCUUCUUUCCCCGCUUUACAAUGUGACAGCGGCUCGAGGUCCCUCCGGCUCCAGCAGAUUGCCGUACUGUGUCUCCUUCUUUUACCAUAUGAACGGAAAACACAUCGGAACUCUGAAUGUCCUCCUGCGAGUGAAAGGAAUCGCUACAGUGGAUAAUUUAGCAUGGACACUAUCAGGCCACCAAGGCCCCAACUGGAGGAAGGCUAACGUUGUGGUGUAUCCCAGUGGGCCAUUUCAGGUGGUGUUCGAGGGGAUCCGUGGUGAUGGGUUCGAGGGCGACAUCGCCGUCGACGAUGUGUCCGUUACCAAAGGGAAGUGCAAGCAAGAGAAGCUUCCCGAAACAGACGUUCUUCCAGGAACAGCCCGAAGCCUUCAGCCUGUUACGCUGACCGAGCUGCUUGCUAGCUCCACGUGCCUCUACGUCCUGCUCUUCUCCAGAUGAUGGACGAUACACCUGUUCAACCCUCACACCCGCCGCCUCCUCCUUCCCCCUGUGGCAUCAACCAACACUGCCCAGAUAUGUUUCCUUCCCUUCUCCCUCCUUUCCUUUUUCUUUAUUUUUUCCUUCCAUCACUCAUACUUUCCUUGCUUUCUCCUUAUCACUUUUUCUCCAUGCUUGGCUUGCUCACCCUUGCCAUGCUCUCUCUCUCUCUCUCUCUCUCUCUCUCUCUCUCUCUCUCUCUCUCUCUCUCUCUCUCUCUCUCAAAUUAGCUCUCUCUUUGUUUCUAUCUCUGAAUUGAAAAGCAUAUUUUCCAUGGCUUUCAGUCAUACCUCGAAUCUUUAGCUUUCAUAAUAUUCAUCCCGUAUCUUUUGCAUCCCAUCAGUUUGCGUUUAUCACGUCCACACCCCUCCUCCCCACCCCCUUACCGCUGCACCCUCUCUGUGUUGCCGACACACGAAAGUGUCAAUUAUGCUACCAAAGAUGAUGGCGGUUUUUUUUCAAACGAAGAGAAAGACGGGGCAAAACCUGGAUCUGCUCCCUGAAACGUCUUAUGUCUCACCCCUCAGACUGAAACGUGAAUUCUCACGCCGAAUGUAGGGUGCAGAGCUCGAAGAUGAGGACGGCCAAACGAAACGAGAUUCGAUCUCUUGCUGUCUUGUCUGGAGGAAUAGAAGAAAACCUGUACAGUUACAUGUAUAUGAUAUAUUACUAUACCUACAAACACACGGACAACGACUACGACGUACGUCCGAGACUGAUCCCGACUCAGACUAUGAAAAGUUCGACUUAAGAAGCACAAAUUUAUAUGUUUUUUUAUUACUUUAGUUUUCCUCGUGUGGUAUUUCGUCCAUCUACAAAUUCGCUGUAUGCCUUGUCUCUUAUUAGAAAUGCCGUUUCCUGCCUUGCUGCUGAACAGAAUGGUGGUGUCCUAUAUCAGAACCGUCUACCCUCGUCCCACCACCGUCCUCCUUCGAGACAAUGGCACCCCGUAUUAUCCGUACGUUAAAUACCGCACGUCGGCUUUUUGAACUUUAGCUGUGUGCCGAUCAGCGCCGACCGUCUACGGACUAACGGACGUCAGAAUCGACUGAUUUCCUGAGUGCAGGAGCACGAGAUCCAGAAGAACUCCAAAGACGGACUUCCCAGAAGGUCUGCAUGCUCCGUGGUGAUCCUGUAGCGGAAAGAGGAUUUGUAUUGUGAAAGUGCAUCCGAGAUCUUAGGCUUCUCACUUUUCAAAGCGUGGAACGUGACGCAAGAGGAACCGGACUAGAGCGAGCGUCUAGUUUUGGCACAAAGCAAACCCAUCUUUCGACGAAUACUCAUUAAUAAAUAACGAACACGGACAUUUCAUGUUAAGCAAUACAGCAUAAUAAUGAUUCUGCAAAGCUGAGCACACAUUUAGUGACAUGGGUCAUCAUCAUAAUGGGUCAUAGUUUACGCUUCGAGCGAAAUGUAUCAUGCGCUUAUUCCAACCAACUCGUACAUUUCAGAGUCGACUUUUACUGUGAACCGUUUCUUCUGAUUUGUUGAGACUAAGGUCCCAGGGAGUGCAUCAGGGUUCUCUAUUCGGUCCGUUGUGAAUGGCAUUUACUCACAAUUUGUUCAUCAAGAGACCAUGAAUACUAAUUUUGUGGACUUAUAUUAAGGAGCACAAACACACAAACACAAACACACACACACGCACACAGUUGACGGGAUAAACCGUGUGUGCCUCUGUCAAAGUAUACACACUAUGGGCGAACUGUUCAUCAUAACAUUCGAUGCUAUGAAACAAUCAUUUAGAAAUUUCUUUUGAACACACUGUCAUUCGUGUUCACAUUCUCUACCAUUUGAGAUCAAUAUGCAAUGUCUAAUCACUGAGCUUUUAGUGUGAGAUUACAUUUCUGGAGUUUGAACACAUUGUGCUUUCCCUAAGUCAUGAUCCCUGCUUGUAAAAUUUAGCUCACACUCAUAUUUAAUCAACACAUAUUUAUCUUAGGACGAUAUACUGCUUGGAUCUGCUACGUUUUGGUGAAGGUGUUGACUUGCAUCUCAGGUUGUUUUUUUUGUUUUUUUUAAGUACGUAGCAAGAACAUUUCGAUUUAUUUUUUUGGUUCGGUAAACCUAGUUUUAUGGCCUGUUUGUUUCAUUCAUGCUAACUCAUGCACUUAGCUUGAUUAGCCACUUUUAUCAGAAUUAAAAUGUGUCCAGAGCAGAAUUAUUGGACUUUAAAGGGGGGAAAUGCAGGAAAGGGAAUAUUAGUUUAUUACUCUCUAAAAACUACAUUACAGAGCUAGCCAAUAAUCUGUGAUAAUAUUGUAAUGAAAAAAUUAAGACAGUGUAGCUGAAUUUAACAUGAACAGUUAUGUAGCAACCCAAACUGAACUGUUAAUAUUAUUACAUAAGCCGAUCAAUCAAUUCUGACGCAUUUUCUCCUCAAAUAAAGCUAUCUAGCAUAAUUUCUGUCAGAAUUAGCUAGCAGAAUUAACUAUCCAAAAAAAAGAAGAAGGGGGGGGGGCAUUGCCUCAUAUCGUUUAGUUUAUACAGAAAUAUUACUUCAAACUUCAUAGUUAUCUGUGAACAAAAGCUUACAUUAAAACAAAAAUCAGAAACAACAGAAAUUAUGUCUCGUUUUGUACCGUUUUUUUUUUUUCUUACCUCGAAGUAUUUUGGAAAAAUUUAUCUUGAAGUACGUAACAUGCCUGUUUUCUUCUAGGUCCACACCCCUUACCCCUGACCCCUGACACUAGCCUGCUCUGAAUCAUUAGCAACCCAAAUUUUGGCUCAAUUUGAGAUCUGCUUUUUUACCGACUAUAAUUCUCUCGCUGUCGCCUAUUGACGCCAUUUUACAUGCAUUUCAAAUAUCAAAUAUAAAACAAAGCCUAUACUAAGCAUCAUCUAGACAUUUCAUGUACCUCAGUAGAUGUUAGGCUAGCACCGAGAGCGCAGAUAGAAUGCACAUAGAAUGUGGAUUUAGGUGAAGGGAUACAUUAAUAAAUCCUUUGUUUAUUCUUCGAUCUUAUAUGUAUGUUACCAAGUUUCAGUUCGUCUUUGUUUGUUAAUUAAUAUCAAUGUCAUCAUGAUGUAACUGAGGGACCGUGUGCAUGUGCUACACCUCAUGUCCCUGACAUUUGAAACAGUGUACAGUAUGCACGUGGAAAAAAAGACAUACAGAUUCACUAUAAAGCCGGUGCAUUAAAAUAACCCGGAUUGGAAUUAUCAUUACGCACAAUCGUAAAAGCUGAGAGGAUAAGCAGCUGGGUGAGAGUGUAUCUUGUCCUUGGUUAGUUGCUAAUGGCACUUCUCUCUCUCUCUCUCUCUCUCUCUCUCUCUCUCUCUCUCUCUCUCUCUCUCUCUCUCUCUCUCUCUCUCUCUCUGUGUGUUUUUUCCCUUUUCUCUUUUGCACCGCGUUUCUUCCCCUCCGACUGAAACAUCUCUUUGUUACAGGAGGUCAAUUUCAUUGCUAUGUAGUAAAUGAGUCAAUAAGGCUCUCAGAUAAAUGCAUUCUCAUUUGCCCUAAUGGCCAUUACAUCUACUAUGAAAAAUGAAUGGUUUGCAAAUAGACAAAAAUACACACACACACACACACACACACACACAUAUAUAUAUAUACCCUGAAAAUGAGUCUAAACACGAAGAGAUCGGAAAAUCAGCACUGAUAAACUUCCUUUGAAUGACUCGCUGGUUUUCGGUCACGUACUGUACUUCCAAGCUGAAAUCGGUUUCCUGUUCCGAACACAUAUAACUACGAUCAUCCGUACUAACUGUAAUGUUGAAUGAUUUCGGUUAUUUAACACACAUGCGGCGUUGCAGAACGCAGCCUGCAUCUUGGCGUUGCGACUGUCGUGAGCAUCGACCGUGCCACAUCCGUCAUGUGCAGUUUUAAUGUUCUAGAUGCUUCAGAAGUCAUCGACAUACUCUGUUUUGUGAGCAUACUUCAGCAUCCGUUGGAGCUUGUUCGAAGUGAUCGAGUUGAAAACAAACACAUGCGUGAUACACUAAUCAUCCACUAUAUUAUGAAUACAUAGACAGACGGUCAAUUAUGCGAGAGUAGUCCCAUGUUUAAAAUCAAACAUUAUGUGGUCAAAUUGGGGUUUCAAUGUUGUUGCACAUCCCUGUUCUUAGAUGAUUGAAGUGUGAUCUGGUUUACUGUUCUGCAGAUGGAGCUCAUCUCAUGCAAUGUUUAAGAUGCUUUUCAGCUCAUCAUGGACGGAAAGAGUGAUUGCUUGAAUUAGCCUUCCAGAACUCUCAUUGGCUGUAGAGAUCGUUGUGUGUGAUUCGGGGUAUUAAGCAGUAUACGUAAUACACGAAGCAAAACUUCUGGUACCAACAAGCAGGUCACAGUUUGUCUGAUGUGACCACUAAAGCUCAUGACCUGUAUUGUACUGUAUAAAUAAUUUCCUGAAUGCCACAUAGUCUUAUUAAAGUGGAUGGUGAGGGUACAUUCGAAACACACUUCAGUAGUAUGCAAUAUCGGUUUAAUUUCUUUACAUUUAUCAUGUCCUAGAGUAGAGACCUGAAUGGAAAAAAAGCCACAGUGUGUCAUUUACAUCAUGAACCAAAUUAAAUAUCGUUACGACUAGCUAAAACACGCAAAGACCAUCCAUUCAUCAUUCAUUUUUGGACAUCGAGUGCUGGAAAAGACUUUCUAAACCUUACCAUUUCCAUUGCAUCAUCCAAAAAUAAAAAAAAAAUAAAAAAUAUCGAUGGAAUCCUGUGGUGAAACUUCACGGUUCCUCACCCACAUGAAGAUGAAGCAAUCACACCAUGGUUGUACCAUAUGUCCUUAUGCUGAAUUGGUCAGAGUGUUUGUAAGAUCCUGAGUGAGAAUGUUAUUUGAUUUUUUUUUUUUUUUGUUAUUGUCUUUUCUUUUUCUUUUUUUUUCUUUUUCAGAUGUACCAGUACACAAGUGCAAGGAAAGCUUGUAGUGCUGGCCGUUGUAUAUUCUCUGUCAUGUAAUGAACUAUUUUAGAGGCAAAUAUAUUUGAAAUAUGAACCCAAAUAAUAUAAAUAAAUAAUCAUAAAAGAA
Molecule: messenger RNA, 8470 nt
Organism: Tachysurus fulvidraco (yellow catfish)
Lineage: Eukaryota; Metazoa; Chordata; Actinopteri; Siluriformes; Bagridae
Product: MAM domain-containing glycosylphosphatidylinositol anchor protein 1
Exons: 18
Coding region: 589-3462 (957 amino acids)
Biological process (GO): synapse organization; homophilic cell-cell adhesion
Cellular component (GO): plasma membrane; neuronal cell body; axon
Molecular function (GO): protein binding; axon guidance receptor activity
Source: RefSeq, a predicted model, not a curated record